AUGGCCUCUCACGGGGGUCGGCCCUUGGACAGCAACCUAGGUCUUUUGACCUUCUUAUUCCUCAUGCGGGAGCAAGACGAGCCGGGUGUUGAAGGUUGGCUAGAAGUCGAGGCUAUACAGUAUGGCAUCGCGAGGCCCGGGCUAUCUUUCGAAAUGAGGGCUUGCCCUCUCAGCAUGGGGGAAAGUAGCGUGAUGACAUAUGUGUUGUCAACUCCUCAGAUGAGGAAAGGACAGAAGAUCAGUUGGCUGGACCUGUUUGCCUCGUGCCGGAAGCGAAGGCAGGAAAGCCAGACCCAGCAGGCUUCCGUCUGGGUUGACGGGUCAGGUCAAACUGGCUGGGUGGUGGAGUGGCUGAAGGUCAACAAUCAAAUUACGCCCACAGCCUACUCGACGACAGACUACGAGUUCGAGUUCGAUUCCCAGCAAGUACACCAAGAGAUAAUCGUGAAAGACCGGUAUUUGAAAGAACAGUGGCGGAUGAAAGGACGCCUUGAAAUUCAUAACUUGAGCCUCCAUAGGAGUCUCAGUGCGUCGGGGCUCGGAAAAGGGCUUAACACGGCACAUCCGCACCAUAUUGAAAACGAAGGUAAGUCACUGCCCACAGUCCUCGGAGCGAACGAUAACGGCGAAACACGGCUCCUCAACAUUAAGUAUGGCACGCCAAAUUCAGAGCCUCGAAGACAAAUGAUUAUUCCUAGAAAAAUCAAAUCAAGAAGCUUGAGCUGCGGUUGCACCUUGAAAUAUAUGGACGGAGAGGCGGAGCUCAGGAAGCAAUGCUUCCUUCGUGCAUGGAUGAAGGGGGCCCCCCCAGCUUGGAUGGAGGAUCGCGCUUGCAGCGCCUAUUUCUCCGCCGGCUGCCGACAGAGUCAAGCCUCGAAGGCAGAAGGCCGCUUGAUGUCGGGGUCGGACUCGGGGGUUAAGGUUGAGGAUCGGGACAGAGACGGAGGGGGGUGCGUUAUUGGUGGAGAGUGCGCUUACAUAACAUUGCCAUCAAAUUGGCACUACUCCGUCAAAGCGAGCAUUCGGGGCAUACGAAGUAACGAACACAUCAGCAUUGGAAUGAGGCAGCUGCCCGGGAAACAAGUAAUAAUUCCCCGAGUUGAAAUCAGGCAUGCCGUCAAUAUGAUUACUCCGUAUUCCCGGGCCCGCGGUUCCUCUAGCUGCUCCGUAUGGUCACCAGCUUUCCAAUUGGCUUUCAGAUUCGAAGAUUCCAUCAUGUGUCACCACAAUGCCUGCCUGCCUUGCCUGCCUUCCAAGCCUUGUUCGACUGACAGCUUCCGUGCGACCUGGCCAUUGCCUUUUUCCCAUCACGAAGGGGAUGGGCAAAAAGACGCUGAUCGAGGGACGUUCGGUGAUUCGGCACAUUGCAAAACACAUUGGCUGCAGCUGUUGAGGCAAUUUCACACCACGAAAGGCAAGGGAUCUUCAUCUCCCCGUGUCCCCCUCAUCUUUCAAAAGAUGCGGUUCCACGCGACCAGUGGAACAGAUGGGGAGUCUGGUUUAGGUGUCUUGGACCACAAAGAGUCAAUUCCCUCCACGGCCCAAUCAUAUCCGUCGACAAGGUCACGGCGGGGUGUUGGAUACCCAAGAUGCAAAAACGAUGAUUGGCAGCUGUCGGUGGAGGGGGCUGAUCGGCGGACUCAAAAUGGAGACCCUUGGCAAGAAGCAUGGGCAGCAUUAUGUAUGGAGACGGGACGGGGGGCGAAUGUCACCAUCGGGACGCCCGAACUAUGGUUUGCAUUUGUGACUGGCUCGCUUCGUUGUCUUGCGCCUUUUGGUGGACAGUGGGUGUUGUUUGGACACAGCGCGUGCUUGUCAAAGCCGCGGAUCACAGAUCUGAUCCGGCAGCUUUUAGCUGAAAUGAAGUUUGAAGAUUGUGUAAAAAGGGGUCUCUUGGUCUUAUUCUACGUUGGCUUGAGGCGGCCCAGUGGCAUGAUCAUUGAGGCCAAGAUGAUAGUAUCGUGGAGUUGCACUUGCACGUACCCCGAGGCCGCAGAAGAAAUGAUCAAAACGCAGUGGGCCUGGGAUUCCCAAAUACGUACACUCUCCCGCAUGCCCUCAAUGUUCCGACGUCAGCGUGAGCAAAAGCUGCAAUGGAAGUCCACUAGUCCGUCAGGGAAUUCCAUGAUCUGUAGGUCAUGGUGGACGCAUCUCACGAGAUCUGGCAGCCUGUCUUGGUUAGGGUACCUUACCCAUAAAGGCGUGCCAAAGUCUGACAUGGAAUUUGGAUUCUCAGAUUCGUAUUCGAGAAAGACGGUGUUGGUACAUAUCUUGGAGCAUCCCUCGACCAGUGACCACAGCCCACGGUCCAUGGUCCACAGACUCCGUCACUCCAUCCUCGACGUCGUCCCGCCAGUGUUUCUCAUCCUUCGAGCAUCCCAAGCUGAGCCAAGCCUCCCUCAUCCCUCACCCCAUUCCAUUCCGCCCUUUUUCUUCCCAACCAGCUAA
Molecule: messenger RNA, 2448 nt
Organism: Colletotrichum lupini
Lineage: Eukaryota; Fungi; Ascomycota; Sordariomycetes; Glomerellales; Glomerellaceae
Exons: 19
Coding region: 1-2448 (815 amino acids)
Source: RefSeq, a predicted model, not a curated record